AAUCACACAAAUUAAACAAUAAAAUCACAUGGUUAAAUUUACUUCAGCUUUUAGUGUUUGUAUUCAGACGUAAUUGCUUUUCUGAAAAGUAUAUUUCCUGGGCCGUUUGAAAAAUGCCUGCUACUGGAUGUAAUAAAAACAGACUACGCCGUUGACCGUCGAUAUCCACCAAUGCGAACACUUAUCAAUUCAAUAACUUAUCAUUCAGUCGCUUUGGAUCCAUGAAAAAAAUAUGCCCACGUUGACUUGUGUUUUAUUGGCGUUGGCAGCUAUCUGUCUGGAGGUGGUCGCCGUCAGCGGAAAAUCCGACCCCGGUCUUAUAGAUAUAGCUGUAGACGCGGAACUCUCAAAAGUUAGGGAGCAGCGUCCGCUGCUGGCCGACACAGAAAUUUAUGUGAAAAUACAAUGUGCAAGCGAUGCAGAGCCAGAAUUGUCAAUACAAUUUACGCUGACGGAGCACCCAUGUUUGUAUGACGACAACAUGCUGCGUCUAAUGAGCGAAACUCCAAGUGCAAACGCUAGUAAAGUGAUCUCCACAGUAACCACAACAGCAAAAUGUGUCAGUCUGAUUCCACUGCGUCAGAAAAUGGAGGACACAAUCAAACCGCCCCCAGGCGAUCUACACCCCAUUAAGCAGAACAAACAUCCAUAUUCGGCCACAACAAAGCCGUUCAUUAAAAUAACGGAGGAUGGCAUAUACGAAUUGGAACUGAUUAUACAGACUAUUCCAGCAGGCCAGUCAUUCAAAGCUACUGUGGGAAUCGAGUUCUUGGGACCACAUGGCUAUAUAUCGGCGAUUGAUUGGCCGUUUCUGCCUUUCUACUUGAUAAUGUGCAUUGUGUAUGUUAUUUUUGGCAUAAUCUGGCUGUUGGUCUCUUUUGCGCAGUGGCGGGACCUGCUACGCAUACAAUUCUGGAUAGGUGGCGUCAUCUUGUUGGGUAUGCUGGAGAAAGCCUUUUUCUACGCCGAAUAUCAAACCCUGAGCAGCACGGGCGUGACGGUACAGCAUGCUGAGCUGGUAGCGGAGUUUGUCUCGUGCGCUAAGCGCACGCUGGCCCGCAUGCUUGUUAUUAUCAUGAGCCUGGGCUUUGGUAUUGUGAAACCGCGUCUUGGGCCCAUGCUGCAUCGAGUAGUGGGUGUAGGUCUGCUUUAUUUUAUACUCGCCUGUAUCGAGAGCUAUUUGCGCAUUACUAAUGUGAAGAGUGAACGCAGCGAGCUGCUUGUAGCCAGUAUACCACUUGCCGUGCUCGACACUGGCAUUUGCUGGUGGAUAUUCACCUCCUUGGUGCAAACGACCAGGACACUGCGGCUCAGAAGAAACAUGGUCAAGCUAGCACUAUAUCGACAUUUCACAAACACACUGAUAUUCGCUGUCAUUGCUUCUGUCAUCUUCAUGCUGUUUGCGUUGCGUUUGCGUAGAACUGAGAACUGUACACCAGGCUGGCGUGAUAUCUGGGUGGACACUGGGUUCUGGCACAUACUCUUCUCGGUGCUACUGCUUGUCAUUAUGAUAUUGUGGCGACCUACGAACAACAAUCAGCGAUACGCGUUUACACCGCUUCUAGACAAUCCUGAGGAUGAGGACGAAGAAGAAGAAGAAGAUCAGUUUGUGGCUGAUACUUACGGUGUUAAGAUGCGCAGUUCACAUCAGAAUGGAACCAGCAAACCGCCGGCGAAUGCACGUGCCACCACCACUGAGGAGGACGAUCUGCGCUGGGUCGAGGAAAACAUUCCUUCAUCAAUGGCUGAUCCUGCGUUGCCGGUGUUAGACUCUGAUGAGGAGAUCAUAAACACCAAAUUUGAAGUCUCCAAAAUGCAAUAGACCGCUGCUCUUGCACAAGGACUAGGUCUAGACUAAAGACUUUCAUAUCUGUUGUUAAGCGAGCAAGCGGAGAAGUUCAAAACUUGCAUUGGCACGGAUAUGAGUUUUAUUUAUUUGCGUUCUCUCACAUCCUUCAUCGAAACGACCACAAUACGCACCAAUUGCUGGACGACGCUUGAUUAAUUUCUUUCAGGACUUACAACAACCUGCGACGCCUGCUUGCUUGUCUAUUUGCGCUAUUAAGCCAUGUAAUAUAUUGUAUGUAAUCGUACUUUCGUUUAAAUAAAUUUAAUUUAUUGGUAAUCACUAA
Molecule: messenger RNA, 2132 nt
Organism: Scaptodrosophila lebanonensis
Lineage: Eukaryota; Metazoa; Arthropoda; Insecta; Diptera; Drosophilidae
Product: transmembrane protein 87A
Exons: 11
Coding region: 233-1822 (529 amino acids)
Biological process (GO): retrograde transport, endosome to Golgi
Cellular component (GO): membrane; Golgi apparatus
Source: RefSeq, a predicted model, not a curated record